This is a messenger RNA of Falco peregrinus (peregrine falcon), 10583 nucleotides long. RefSeq names its product DnaJ heat shock protein family (Hsp40) member B6 (gene DNAJB6). Bases 168 to 1172 code for a protein of 334 amino acids. Lineage: Eukaryota; Metazoa; Chordata; Aves; Falconiformes; Falconidae. Gene Ontology annotation, cellular component: cytosol; endoplasmic reticulum membrane. The record is from RefSeq and is a predicted model, not a curated record. Gene Ontology annotation, biological process: positive regulation of proteasomal ubiquitin-dependent protein catabolic process; protein refolding. The transcript is spliced from 9 exons. Gene Ontology annotation, molecular function: Hsp70 protein binding; ATPase activator activity.
GGGGGCGGCCUCUGCCUGCGCGGCGGGCGGCGCGGGGCCGCGCGCCGUUCGAGAAACUUCCGGAAACAGCCGGCCGGCAGUGACGUGAGGGCCGCGGUGACGGAGCAUCCUGUUUGCGGCUGAGGACUGAAGGACUUGGCUGUUGUUAAGAAGAUAACUGCUGAAACAUGGUGGAUUACUAUGAAGUUCUGGGAGUGCAAAAGCAUGCCUCAGCAGAAGAUAUUAAAAAAGCGUACCGUAAAUUGGCACUAAAAUGGCACCCUGACAAAAACCCAGACAAUAAAGAAGAGGCAGAACGGCAAUUUAAACAAGUGGCUGAGGCCUAUGAAGUUUUGUCAGAUGCUAAAAAACGUGACAUCUAUGACAGAUACGGAAAAGAAGGCUUAAUAAAUGGAGGUGGAGGUGGAAAUCAUCACGAUAAUCCAUUUGAAUUUGGAUUUACAUUCCGUAACCCAGAAGAUGUCUUUAGGGAGUUUUUUGGUGGAAGGGACCCCUUUUCAUUUGACUUCUUUGAAGACCCUUUUGAGGACUUCUUUGGGGGCAGACGGGGUCCAAGGGGAAGCAGAAGCAGAGGCGGUGGAUCAUUUUUCUCUGCCUUUGGUGGAUUCCCUGCUUUUGGAAGUGGCUUUUCUUCAUUUGACACAGGUUUUACUUCAUUUGGUUCGCUGGGACACGGAGGGCUUACUUCAUUCUCCUCUACGUCAUUUGGUGGCAGUGGGAUGGGUAACUUCAAAUCAGUUUCAACCUCAACUAAAAUAGUUAAUGGCAGAAAAAUUACUACAAAGAGAAUUGUUGAGAACGGACAAGAGAGAGUAGAAGUUGAAGAAGAUGGCCAGUUAAGGUCGCUAACAAUAAAUGGUGAGGCAGAUGAAGAAGCCUUUGCUGAGGAGUGCAGACGGAGAGGACAACACGCCCUGCCUUUCCAGCCCACCAACCCGCGCCUGCUGAAGCCUCACAAGCCUGCCAGUUCCCCCAGAUAUGCCUAUCAUUAUAAUAGCGAUGAGGUGGAAGAACAAGAUAGAAGCCGGGUUACAAGCAGCUUGGAGACCCCUUUUUAUUUAUCAGGUGUGCACAAGCAUGUUGAUGAGAAAUGCGCAGAAAAGGAUCCGUCAGCUAGUCAAAAGCCAAAACCAAAGAGCCAAGCAAGAGGUUGUUGCUGUGUGUUGACUUAAUGUUAGCUCCCUGGUAAAUAAUCAGUAGCAGCUUGUGUGCCUUAGUCCUGCGUUUGCUCUGCUCUUCAAUUUAGUGUAGAUUCACAAAUGCCCUGGGAUAUUCAAGGAUCCAGGGCAAAUACUGUUACGCUGCUGGAGUGCCUGUGAUCUUUGUUCUUAAAAGUGAAGGCCUUUUAGAGAUUAACUCAUCACAGUACUUGGAACAUUCAUUUAUUUAAAUUGUACGCGGCUUCCUUGUUGAAGGAGAAGUUCGGCAACUUGAUACUAUUUCUGGAAGCUGCUAUUUUAGGUGCCUAAAUCCUAAUAGAGGAGAAGGCUGAGACUGUUCAGGCUAAUGCAGAAGAGUGGCAAUUGUCCUGGUUAUUUUUGGAAGUAAUUAGUCCUUUGAUAUAUUUCCUGUCUGUAAUGUUUCGGCACUAUAGUCCAGAGGCUAUCUUGGACAACAGAGUCCUCAUAACUACUUGAUUUAAUUGGAACCUGUGGUCAAAAGGUCAUCCAGGACUGCCGGGACAGGUUUUUCUGAAACGUGAGGAUGCCUUUCUACGUGGAUGCCCAAACCAAGGGCCCUUCUCAGUAGUGCUGAAUUAGGUGAGGUGCUGGGAAGUGUGAGCGCAUGAGGCUCCUCGGGGUAAACACAGUGCAUGAAAAACAUGCAUCCUACCCCAAAACAUGCGCUCGAAUGCUCCCAGUGCUGUACCAACUUCUGCUGUGUUUAUGAGCCUUUAAAUCUAACACUCUUCUGUACGGAAGACCUAAAGAUAUCAUGUAGGAUGACAGCUUGAAAAAAUAGAAACACUCAGAUAAAUGUCUUCCUGAUCAGUUGUUGGAAGUUUUGUUUCUUUAGGGAUGGCUAAAUUGGAUCUUUUCUUUAAAAAGUUUAAUAUUUCUCUACAGAAGCCUGAAUGUAACCUCGGGACUGAUGUCCUGAUAUCUCCUAUGCAGGGGAUGGAGGUUUUGUCUCUGGUGUCUGCAGCUGGCAAAACAAAACCUUGGCUCCGCAUUUGGAGACAUGAGGUCCUCUACAGUCAUAACAAUCCUUUGGUAAUGGUUUCCAAAGAGCAUCUGAGUUUGACAGGCACCUUGCAAUUUUUGGAGCAAUUUUUAAGAUUGCUUAAGACUUUUUGCUGUGAAACUAUUUAUGCUCCAAGGCGCACAGGUUUGCAAUUAAAAUGAGUUUCCAGAGAAAUGAAUUUCCAGAGUUAUUUGCACAAUCACAAAAUCCUGUCUCCUACCAGUAGAUUGUGAGUUGCCAUAAAAGAUUCAGGGUGAAAACUUGAUUGCAGUAAGACUAAGGUUUUACUGUUGCUUUAAAUAUUUUGCCUACUUUUCCUCUGAUGGACAAGGCUGCUGAAGGACAGGUCGAGUCAGUCAUACAAACCUACGUGAGUGUCUUAAUCUUUCCCUGGGAAGCUUGUGCGCGAGCCCCGGUCAGUGAUGCUGCUCUUCUUGGGUGUUCACCUCUGCCAACUGCCUUGCCCAGCAAGCAGCUUCACCGGCGCAGCUCUGUGAUUACACAGAACGCUUACUUGCUCCCGUUUGGCUUCUCAUUGAUCACUGCAACAGCUGCUGUGCUUCCAUGGGCCAGCGUUGGGAAAGCGCAGCAUCUUUUUUUGCCUUGGUCCAAAGCCCACUCAAUUCAGUGGAAAAUAGUGAAGUUCAAUGGCCUUAAGCUGGGCGCCGUUCCACCUCGAAUCAGACCGUUUUGCCACCGUUGGCGUGUGGCCCUGGGCAGCGAGACCGCGUGGCAGUUUGAGAUGUUGUCCUGGGUAGAGCAUCUCAAGCAAAUCCUCAAGUCAUUAAUGAUUCACCUGCAGCGAUAUGUUUUUCUUUUCCCAGCUCUAAGAGUGGGAAUGUUUUAAUUUGUAAGUCUGUAGCAAACUGAAAUGAAGGAGAAGGGAUAGGUUUCAUCUUGACUGUGUGGUUGGAAUCCCUGUGGAAGUGGCCAUCUCUCUCUAGCGCCCAAGGCAACCAAUACCCAGAGGUGAGAUGAAUCCUCUCCUUAGCCAGGAUUUCCAGUCAUUACAGUGGGCAUUUAAUAAAAAAAUUGGAGUUUAAUUUGAUUCUCCAUAUUGACACUUUGUGUUUUAGUAUAAAUUGCUCUGUGUUUCCUGCUGUUCUCGGUUUCGUAAUGGCCUUUUAGAAUAAAACGUCACCUCUUGUGCUCUGAAGUCACUGCAUAUCUCUAACAGUUCUCUAGCUCCAAACAAGUUAUUUUUUAAUAAGAUUUCAGAUACUGCAAGUAAUGUGCUCCCUGAUAGGAUGAUGUAUGGCUGCCUGGUGGUAUCCAAGCUGUGUCAAAGUGGUGUUAAUGCCAGCAGAGACCUGGGAGUUGCAGCCAUUCAUGGUAGAGGCCAUGGUAACUACCCCUAAAAAACAGCUGCUCCAGAUUCAAGUUUUUGACCUUUACCUAGCAAGGAUGGUUGAAAUGUUUAAUUGUUAAAAUACUGAAAAAUACACGAUACAAAAGAUCGUUAUUUGGAAGAGAAUAUUGCAAGGUUUGCUUUUCCUUUUGAAUGAAAUAGCUUGCAUUCACCUAAAACUUACAACAUUAAUAAUUCAUUUUUGCUGCAUUUUCAUCCACUGGCAUCCCUGAAGAGGAAACCACUUUAAAAGAACUAGCUUAACUAAUCUGGAUCCUUUCCUGGCAUGGAUUCUGCUGCUGGAAAGUUGAGCUAUUUGUGUGUUAUUUCAUCUUUAAUUCAGUCUCUGUUCUUUUUACCACCAUAUGGUUUCCUGAAUUACGCUUUACUAACUAGUAAAAUCGAUAUGCUUGGUUGUCCAAACUAAUUACUUUAUAAUUCCCUCACGUGUAUUUGGGCAUGUAAUGGAAAGAGAAAGGAAAGCAAAGCCACUGUUUUCUGUGGAAAUCUAAUAUGUAAGGAAUGCUGGAGGUGUGGAGAUGGGAGGGAGUUUGCUCUCCCUUUGCUCCGCAUCCCCUGGCUGUAACGGCAUGUGAGUGGGGUGGGGGGAAAGCCAUACUCUUCUGCAGGCAGAGGGUGGGAAGAUUGGCUGGUGGAUUUGGAGGCUGGCUGGUUGCUCCCUGGCUUAGCCAGAGCUGCCUUCACACAUGAGUUUUUGGCUGCUAGUCCAAGAGCAUCCCGCUACCCAUUUGCUUCUCAUAGAAGGUAGCUGGGUUGCACAUGGAAGGGCUUCCAAGGCUGCAUUGCCUUGCAAGCUUUUGCUUGCCAUGUGGGAGUAAAACCUUGGACUCUAUUCAGUAACAGUAUUACCUUAAUUAAUAGCAGGCAAGCAGGUUGUAUCUGGCUUGGUAUGUUCUUGUAGCAAUUCUAGGCAGAAUUGGUAAUGAAAAUAGUAUGAUGAGCAAGCAUGAAGGAAAGCCCCGGUAAGUUGGUAAAGCUUUUCAGUCCCCUAAAACAUCAAAGUUGGAAUUACAUCACUGGGCUGGCCAGUGAAACUGGAGAACUCGCCCCUUGGAUUUAACAGUGCGGAUAAUUAAAUAGCAGAUUGGCAUACCUAGACAGGGUGGGAUGUUUUGUCACCUCAGGUCUUUACAUAAAGGCAGGUUCUCUCCCUGUGAUGCUCUGUGGCAUGGGCAGGAGCUGUGGAUGUGGUGAGAGAAUUAGUAGGUCAGGUUGUGGUGUGUUGGGCAGUGGCUUGGGCUGAAAGGAGGGAAUGUGAAAGUGUAGCGUAAAGCUGUAAUUGGAAAUUGAGUCACACACGUGAAAUGAUACUGAAGCUGUGAUCCUGGGUGAAUUUUAAUAAUGGUAUAUGCAAGCGUGUUCAGUCUAAAAUAACAGAUGGUGGCUGCAACUCAGAAGUAAGCUAGCUACCUUUGAAGAGAGCUAUUUCUAAGAGCAGAAAAUUACAAAGCGCACUACAGAACCCAGGCUGUGCAUGCCCCGCUGCCCUGUUAGAGCUCUGUGUGGAUGCUGGAGCCGUGACGGCUUCCAUGGCUUCAAGGAGGGCAAAAGACUGGCUGCAAUCUUAGCAAAAAGUUAGUAGGUCUUGAAAACCAUUUUCUCUGGAACUUGAGCACAAAGCAUGAAUCCCUCCCACCCUCUACCUCAGCGCUUCAGAGCCUGAAAGGAGGUUCCUCCAAAGUCUUCACCCUUGCAGGAGAUCCACAAAAAUCAGGCCAUGGCCUUUAUUAGCGAUUAAAGUGGGUCAAGAAGCAGCAGUGCUGCACAUUAAUCGUCGGUCAUGACUGACCUUGUUUCCUUCUGCUGAGUCCUGUGCUCUCCUGUGCUGGCAGGAGAAGGUGGAGCAGAGCCGCGGCUGCUCUCAGCAUCCUGGUAGAGCAGGCAGAUGUCAGACAGGGCAGGAAGAAGUGGGAUACCACAGACGGGUUGGGUGGGAGUGUUUUGCCCAGGACACUUGUCCCUUUGGAUCAGUCACUCAAUGUGCACACCUCCCUUACAGUUGCUGCCCAAGAACAUGACGAGUUUUGUAGUCAGUGGCUAAACAAACCUGUGACUUUGGGAGGUGCAGAUGGCAGAGAACUAGAAACACAGAAAUAAAGUCAGAGACGCAGCAGGGAGGCUUCCCAAUUUGUUUUGGUCCUUGCUGAGUGCUUGAGGGAGUUGCUACUGAGUGUUGCUGGAAGUUGGUUUCAGUCAUCAGCAGCUUUACGAAAGCUGGAAUAGCUUUUGUGCUCUUUAUGGUUCUUCUGGAAGUAGAAGAGAAGGGGAUGAAACGGAUGGAGUGGGUCAGCUAAUGCUGUUUGUUUUAGACAAGAAUUUUCCAGGUCAUAAACCAGGUGUAACUCCAAAUGCUGUGGCUUCUUGCUUCAUCUGUCUCUGCUCCUGGCAACUGACAAAAGCAAGGACAUACCAAGUUAGGGUGAUAACCAUCUGUAUUUGAGUGAUUCUGUUUUCCCAAUGUCAAAGCUUGGGGAAGCUCUCAGCAGCCUGUUCUCCCUCCACCCUGUAGUGUGUUUCUAGGGUUUAGGUGGCUAACCAUGCUUCUGAGGGUGGAAAUUUGAACAAGCCCUUCUCUGAGGUCAGAAUUGUUUGGCUGAAGCCAGUUGAGCCAGGCACCAACUGUGGGAAGGUUCUGUGACUGCUUUGUGAUGCUGACGGCUCGUCAGGACGCAGGUUCGCUGCAAAUGAGUCAAAUAGUAAUGGGGCUUCUGCUUUCUAAUUCAGAUUUUGUUCUCUCCUGACUUUGCGGCUAGCCUUGUAAUCAAGGCAGCUAAAUAUGCUUUUAAUUAGUGUUGGUUGGAGUAUUCAAGUGAAAUACACACCAAAGGGUUACGUCUUUAGUGUGCAAUUUUUAUUUUUGUUAGGAGCUGCUUCGCUUGUUUGGAUCAGGUUUUUGGCUGUUAUCACCCAGCGUAGCAUCGCUGGAGCUAGCAGACAGACAAAAUUUGACCUGUCCUUUCUUCUUAGCUGGGGUAGAAAAGGAAACGGUUGAGAGUGAAAUUAUAUAUCACAGCAGGCUCAAAACAGAAAAGACAUGGCAGUUUUCUCUUGAGGAAUACUCUGUAUUUGUGUGUUAUCUCCUCCUCUGGCAAAUCUGUUUCUGUGUGUCAGUGAUAACACUUGAAAGAUUUCCACUUUUUCCCCUUAUCAUUCUGGAGGCUAGUAGGAGACGGUGUUGUCAAAUGCCUAAAUAUCUUCAUACCACAGUAUUUUAAUAUUUGAGUUAUUUGAUUUUUAAGACAAUGAAUUAUGUGGCAUUAAUUUCAAGUCAUAAUUUACAUCAACUCACAGUAUUUUUAGGGAAGAGUUACAUUUGAGGAAAAUGGACUGUUGAAAACAAGAAAGUAUUAUGAUAUAAAACAGCAGUAUCAAAUGCUAUCAUACGUGUAUGUGGAAGCCUUUUAGAAAUACUGACGGUGUUUUGAGAAUGAAAAAUGAUAAAAUCAUGAAACUAAUAACCUGUUAGGGUUUAAUGAUCCUUUCCCAAAUAUCUGUGUUAAUGUUUCAUAGUUGUUACAUGAAGUAGUUCUGAUCAGCUGAUAUGAUGCUGUUUUUCCCCUCAAGUAAAGGGAAGAAUCCUUUGAAUAACAGCCCUUGGAUGACUGAUUCUCAAGAGUCAGCACGUCUCUUCCGCCUCCGUGGGCCUUUGUGGGAAAGCAAAGAGAUGUCUGACCCCUUCCAGGAUUUGUGCCUUAACAGCAGCAAAUUAAAUGCCAAGGGAUCCUCUUUUUGACAAUGUAUAGGUGACUGAGGGGCUGACACUGAAGUAAACUUCAUGGAUGGGGUUCUUAGUUAGGAGAUGUUCAUGCGGUGACCCUAGGGAGGGGGUUGUAGCUCAGGAGGGUGGCAGGGUGCAGGGAAAACAGCGUCAUCUGCAAUUCUGCAAAGCAGUGCCUGUUUUUCUCUUCCUUAAACAAUAAAACAGGUUUCCACUCUAACUUUGCGCAGGCUAAUUGCUCAUGGCAGAAUUUCUAAAUAAAUAUCCUGCUUCUUGACUCAGAUGAUUGCGAAAGAUGAAGUCAUGCUGUUGAUACAGCAUAGGAGCUAGAAUGAUAACCUAGGAACAGUUUUCCUUGCUACAAGGGAGUGUAUUUCCUCCAGUGCACAGGCUUUUGAUAAUGUCUUAAAGUGAUUUUAGCCCAAAGACCAUCUUGUGGUUCUCCCCAAGUCUUAAACCGAAGACCUGCAGUUCUGCUGCGGGCACAACAGCCCUGAUCGCGCCCGGGAGGAGCUCUAUUAGGAGCCAACUUCAGCCACCACGUGGCUUCAUACUCCUCUGACCUCCCACCCCUUCCUCUUCCCACUUUUCCCGUCUUUAUUUCGCUAUUGGUGCUAAAUUGGUGGAGAACCGGGUGCGAUGGUGACACAGCUUCCUCAGGGUCGUUUUGCCUGCCUGCAGGGAGAAUGGAGGAAAGUAAGAGAUUUCCAGACAGGCCGAGCUGUGCCCUUCCUGGGCCGUUCCUGUGAUGCGAGGUCCUUGCUCCCAGCUUGCAGGGGUCCUCCGCUCUGUGCUGGCCCCGUUCACCGGACUGUGCCAAUUCCUAGUGGCAGAGCACCGCUGAGCUAAAAGAUCCUUCCAGCUAUUUCAAAGCAUCACAGAAUGAUUAUCUGAGGGAAAUGUUUGCUAGCUUUGAGUUGAGAUUUGUAAGUGCACUUGGGUAGAUGCGUGGGUUCUGCACUGUUUGCUGGCCAUGCAGGUCUGCUAGUAAGUUGUGUUUUACUGCAGGUUUGGAGGAAAGGGCAUGAUGCAGAGCACAAACUGAUUUUCACACAUCUUUGUGGGGGGGGCGGGGAAAAACACAUGAGGAUGGUGAUCACAUGGCUGGAAGCUUGUGCCUACUGAACAUGUAGCAAAUAAUUAUUACUUGAACUCGAUGCUUCCAUGCACCGUUGCAGUUGCAGUAGAAUAUAACCUAUGGUGCAUAGUAAAGCAUGAGUAGGCUGAUGACCCAUAUAUAAAAUGUGGAGUGGUAAACAUUGAGCAUCUUCUUAUUUACUCAGGACUCUUGGCAUUCCCUAGUCUUAAAGUGGAAAUGUAAAUAUCGUGGUAACUUGUGACUACUACUGUGAGCAGGAAAUGCCAGUAGUUAAAUAGUUCCUGCUGUAUAAGUCUUAUUUAUUGCUUCCAUUCUGAAAAUUGUUCUGGUUUUGCAUGUGCUCUAAUAUUGAAGCUUUUCCUGAAUGGCUUUGAAGUCUUUUGAAAGUUCUCCAGAUCUUUUCAGACUUCAGAGAUUGAUAGUGUUUUCUUUCUAUCCUAUGUAAGGGAUAUAGUAGAACUGGGGAUAUAGUAGAAAUGAUAAUUUAAAAACCACCUUAGAAAGCCAGACCUUUUCUUUAAGAUUCCUUAAACCAUUCAGAGAACGUGCUUUUGCUAGAAGGAAUAGUCCAUGAAUGCUGUGAAUAGUGUUUUACAAGCCAUGUUUCCUCAGGAUACAAGGAAGGCAGCAAGAGGAGGAAGCAGAAGCAGAGAGAGGAACAGAAGAAGAAGAAGUCAACCAAAGGGAGUUACUAAAAUGGACUUCUCUGCUAUGCCAAUACCUUUAUAAUAAUGACGAUUUAAUGUUACAUUUGAGCACACCUCUUCUUGUGUAUAUUUUUUGAUUGUUCACACUGCUAGCAAGGAAGUGACUCAUGUUUAAAACUGUACUAAAAUUGCACUAUGUUAUUCUUUUUAGUUUCACAGAGUGGCUUUCUUGCCAGCCAGGUUAGGGAAUUUGAGUGAGGCUGAUCUUUGUUGGAAGUGUGUUACGUUUGAAGAUUGGAAAAUGUUGCAGAAUUUCUUACCUCUUCCUUCCCUGGGACUAAAAUGACUCUAGUCUAGUGUUUGUUUAUUUGUCUUGCAGGAUAUAAAGGGUUGUGCAAAUGCCUGUUUGUUUGGUCACUCUAGCAUCAACAUCAGGCAUGCUGGAAGAAGAGUGCUAUUCGCUCAUGUCAUUGGGAAUGGGAUGGAGACAUGAGCUCUUAUAGUGCAAUUUAUGCAAGUGACUUUUAUGGUUGUUUUUUUUCUCCAAGCUGGGCAGUGAAGGUUUGUCCCUGCUUUUAAGAUGUUCCUUCAUUUUUAAAUUGUAUCAUGAAGUUAUAUCCUCUGAUUUUAAGAAGCUAAGUGUAAUGAUGGUCUCCUGUAAGCACUCCUACUGAUUUCCUUAAGCAUAGUUGACUCCCGAUGAAUCAUUUGGUGAAAUCAUUCCUUAUUUUAAAAGUUUAUUUUCAGAACCUAGAGACAAAUGAUCUAAGUGCUACUUUGAAACUGCUUUUUGUUUCUGCUGAGUAGGUUUGAGAUAACAAAACAUUUUUUCAACAUCCAUAUAUGACUUCAGCGAGUCUACAAGGAACUUACACCUUUACGUACGAAAGCAUUUUGCAUUGGUUUUAUUGCAGAACUAAUUUUUUUAGCUUGAAAAGAUGUCUUCAGUUUAAAAGAAAUAUAUAUUUUCUGGCAAGAUUACUUCCUUGCUUCCCAUACUUGUCUCAUGUGCAUGACACAUCGCUUCUCUUAACCUUUUAUUUGUACAGAGCCCUUCUGUUGCCUUAAGUGUUUACCUGCAUGUUUCUUGUCAGUAUGUUGCCUCCUCUUUUUAACCUCCGGGUAGGAGUUAGCAGCUUAUGGGUUUGUUUCGUUUUGUCUUCCUCUUGCCAAUCAAUACGUUGUUGAUGUAACAGACUUAAACCUGGCAAUAUUGAAAGUCCACAGUUCCUGGAGAAACUCACUCAUGCUAACAUUUAAAAGAUCAAGGAAUGCACGCAUUGGUGUCAGGAAGAAGCCAAACAGAAACAUCAAGGCUGCAUUCUAGCAUGGUUUGGUGUAACAAAUUCUGAUGUCUCUGGUAUCUGAACGGUUUAGCUUCAAAUGCUUACGUUACCCAGUGUAACCCUAUGCAAACAUAUAACCAUACAUGAACUCUGUUAGGGUAUUUAAAUUAUGGUUAAUACGAAAUAAGACUGAGUACCAUUUUCUGUCACUUAAGUACCACUUUUUAUUUUGUUUUGUGCAGUGUUACUAAUAUUUAAAAAUAAAGAAAAUUAUCCUUUA